Molecule: messenger RNA, 1815 nt
Organism: Homarus americanus (American lobster)
Lineage: Eukaryota; Metazoa; Arthropoda; Malacostraca; Decapoda; Nephropidae
Product: collagen alpha-1(I) chain-like
Exons: 5
Coding region: 1-1815 (604 amino acids)
Source: RefSeq, a predicted model, not a curated record
AUGGCUGGUGGGGGCCCCAGGAACCCUCCUAGGGGCGGCAGAGCCCCUGCAACCCUCCCAGAAGCGGCGAGAAUACUAACGACCCUCCUAGGGGCGGUGGAGGCCCGCGAUACUUUCCCAGGUGUGACAGCGCCUCUAGGGACCAUCCCAGGAGGACUGAUGCUCUCAGUGAACCUCCAAGGUUCGGCAGGGAACCUCCUAGGAGUAGCCGGGGCCCUUGGGGCCCACCCAACGGUAGCGGAGGCCCCAGGGCCCCAAACAGAGGCAGCGGGGACCUGUGUCCCAACCAGAGGGCUGACGCUCUCAGUGAGCCUCCAAGGUGCGGCAGGGAACCUCCUAGGAGUAGCCGGGGCCCUUGGGACCCACCCAGGGGCAGCGGAGGCCCCAGGAACCCACCCAGAGGCAUCGGGGGACCGAGGUCCCACCCAGGUAAGGUGUGCCCUCUGGGACUCUCCCAGAGGGCUGACGCUCUCAGUGAACCUCCAAGGUGCGGCAGGGAACCUCCUAGGAGUAGCCGGGGCCCUUGGGACCCACCCAGGGGCAGCGGAGGCCCCAGGAACCCACCCAGAGGCAUCGGGGGAUCGAGGUCCCACCCAGAAGCGCAUCCAGGGGCCUUCCUUAGGCAACAGCGUCCACAGUGGCAUUCCCAGGGGAGGUGGCGGCCCCAAGGGCCUUCAGACAGGAGGCGGUGUCCCUCUCAGGGACGGCGGUGGCCAUGCCAGGGGCAGUGGAGGCCCCCCAUGGCCCUCUCAUGUGCAUUGGCGCCCCCUCAGAGCCUCUGCCAGGUGUGGUGGUGCCCCCAGGGUCCCUCCCAGGGGCCCUGCCAAGAGCAAUGGCACCACCAGGGACAGAGGCGCUGCCAGGGCCUUGCCUGGAGCGCUUUCACCCCCAGGGGCCCUCCCAGGGGUGGUCGCUACCACAGGGGGCCCUGCCAGGGGUGGUCUCGACCCCAGGGGCAGUGGCGCCCCCAAGGCCUCUCCCAGGGGCCCUACCAAGGGCGGUGGCAAUCCCACGGGCCUUGCCAGAGGCAGUGGCGGCCCCAGGGGCCCUGCCAGGGACGGUGGCGGCUCUAGGGGCCAUUUCAGGGACAGAGGCGCCCCUGGGUGCCCUGACAGGGUCCGCAGCGCUCCCAGGGACCAUGGUACCCCAGGAGCCCUCUCAUGGGCAGUGGCGCCACCAAGGGACCUGCUAAAGAUGGUUGGGGCCCCGGGGGACCCGUCAGCAGCAGUGGCGCCCCACAGGACCCUCAAAAGGACAGCGGCACUCCCAUGGUGCAGCAGCAGUCAAAGGGGCCCUCCCAGUGACCGUGGAGCUUCCAGGGGCCCUCUCAGUGACCGUGGAGCUUCCCAAGGGCCUCUACCAGGUGCGGUGGACCUGACAGGUACCGUGGCUCCCCCAGGGACUCUGCCAGCCCCAGGAACGGUGGCGCCCCUAGAGGCCUUCCCAGGGACAGCAGCAGACCCAGGGGCGGCGGCGGACCCUCCCAGGGAUCGCGGCUCUCCCAAGGACCAUGGCGCCAUCAGGGGCCCUCUUAGGGGUGGUGGCACUUCCAAGGGCCCUCCUAGGGGCAGUGAUGCCCCCAGGAGCCCUGCCAGAGACGGUGGCGCCCUCAGGGUCAGCAGUGCCCCCAGUGGCAGUGGCGCCUCCAUGAGCCCUGCCUUGAGCAGUGGCGACCCUGAAUCCCUCCCAGGGACGGUGGUGCCCCAAUGGGCCCUCCCAGACACAGCAAGCACCUCCUGGGGACUGUGGCGUCCUCCCAGGAACCUCUGCACCUCAUUGAUCCACUCAUGGGCGGUGGCGCCACCAGGGGCCUAG